AUGGAGGAGCAGUCUGCAGGCUUUAUCUGGGCCGACUACGCAGUCUUUUCUGCCAUGUUGUUGUCCUCUAUGGCCAUCGGACUCUUCCAGGCCCUGAAGAAGGGGACAGGGAACGCCACUGCUGAUGACUUCUUCACCGGGGGUCGGAGCAUGCCGGCAGUGCCUGUUGGGCUCUCGCUCUGUGCCAGUUUUAUGUCAGCAGUCCAGGUUCUGGGUGUUCCUGCCGAGGCUUCUCGAUAUGGCUUUAAAUUCCUCUACAUGUGUCUCGGACAAAGCAUCAGUUCCCUGCUGACAGCUUACCUUUUCCUACCAGUUUUCUUUCGACUGGGCAUCACCAGCACCAAUCAGUAUCUGAAGCUGAGAUUUGGCAGAGGGAUGCAGCUGUUGGGGAGUAUCCAGUUUCUGGUGGCAACGCUGCUCUACACAGGGAUUGUCAUCUAUGCACCUGCAUUGAUCCUCAACCAAGCUACUGGACUCAAUAUAUGGGUGUCUCUGUUUUCUACUGGGAUCAUCUGCACACUGUACACCACUCUGGGUGGCAUGAAAGCUGUGAUCUGGACUGAUGUGUUCCAGAUUAUAGUCAUGUUGGCUGGCUUCAUGGCCAUUUUCAUCCAUGGUACAGUUCUGGUUGGUGGUCCUGCAGUGGUGCUGGAAAUCGCCAAAAAUGGAUCACGCAUUAAUUUCAAUGAUUUUAGUGUUGACCCGCGGCAGCGCUAUAGUUUCUGGAGCCUGUCUGUCGGAGGUUCAUUGGUUUGGCUGUCCAUGUACGGGGUAAACCAAGCUCAAGUCCAGCGCUACAUCUCCUGCAGAACAGAAAGAGAUGCCCAGUGGGCCCUGUUUGUGAAUCAAGUGGGUCUGUGCCUCAUUGUGAGCAGUGCAGCAACCUGCGGCAUCGUCAUGUUUGCUUAUUACAUCAGCUGUGAUCCACUGAAGUCUGGGAGAAUUUCUGCCCCGGAUCUGUACAUGCCAUAUUUCGUGUUGGACAUAUUCAGAAAUCACCCUGGAUUUCCAGGUCUUUUCCUUGCCUGUGCAUACAGCGGGACGCUGAGCACGGCCUCCACAAGUAUCAAUGCAAUGGCUGCAGUAACAAUGGAGGACCUGCUGAAGCCUCGUCUGUUCCUCAUGACCCAGAAGAAAUUGGUACUCGUUUCCAAAGGACUGUCGUUCCUGUAUGGAGUUGGUUGUAUUACAGUUGCAGCUCUCACCUCAUUCUUGGACUGGGGAGUUCUUCAGGGAUCGUUCACAGUCAUGGGUGUGGUCAGUGGUCCAUUACUGGGUGUAUUCAUUUUGGGGAUGUUUAUCCCAGCAACAAACAGGCUGGGGGCGUUCUCAGGAAUCUUAGUUGGCUACUGUGUCUCUCUGUGGCUGGCUGUUGGUUCAACUCUUUACCCUCCCAGUGAGGAUACCAUGGGUGUGCUGCACAGCUACACAGACGAAUGUGGAUCCAGCAACAUCACCAUGACCAGCAGCCCUCAUCAGGACCAACACUCCAUCUCCACAAAGCCUUACCCCGAUGACCAGGGGGGCCUGCUUAACUUCUACUCCCUGUCCUACCUCUACUUUGGUGCCAUGGCAACUAGUUCGGUCGUGCUAGCUGGGCUGAUAGUAAGCUAUGCAACAGGACCAACAAAGAGGAUUCAUAUUAAAGAGGGUUUGUUAUGGUGGGAUCUGAACAAAAAGCAAGUAGAGGUCCAAUCAGAGCGCAGAACUGGAACAACGUCCAGAAUGUUUUCCUGUCUUCUGCACAAUGCAUGCUGGGACACGCUGCAGCCGCCUGUGAGUCUGAAUAGCAAUAACCAGGGAGACCAGGAAACAGAUAAACCACAGCUUGUGCCGUUGAGGGACAUGCAUAAAGAAGACACAAAAGAAGGAGAACCAACAGAUGUUGGGAAUAUUGACUCACCACUCAGAGUUUAG
Messenger RNA from Anoplopoma fimbria (sablefish), 1917 nucleotides. RefSeq names its product solute carrier family 5 member 5 (gene slc5a5). The transcript has 16 exons. The record is from RefSeq and is a predicted model, not a curated record. The coding region runs from base 1 to 1917 and encodes 638 amino acids. Lineage: Eukaryota; Metazoa; Chordata; Actinopteri; Perciformes; Anoplopomatidae. Gene Ontology annotation, cellular component: membrane. Gene Ontology annotation, molecular function: symporter activity. Gene Ontology annotation, biological process: sodium ion transport; iodide transmembrane transport.